Messenger RNA from Cornus florida, 1194 nucleotides. RefSeq lists its product as uncharacterized. The transcript is spliced from 3 exons. Lineage: Eukaryota; Viridiplantae; Streptophyta; Magnoliopsida; Cornales; Cornaceae. The coding region runs from base 1 to 1194 and encodes 397 amino acids. The record is from RefSeq and is a predicted model, not a curated record.
AUGAAGCAGCAUGAGGAUGAGCGGCUCCAAGCUUUUCUCACCCAGUUCAACCUCGUUAAAAGCAUGGUAAUGGAGUGUCACCUGUCAACAGCAGUCCAAGCAUUUAAACUCGCAAUGAACCCGGGGACACCGUUCCAUACCAGCUUGGUGGUUAAUAUGCCAAAGACAAUGGACGAGCUGAACGAGAGAGCUGACGGUUUUGUUCGCCUCGAGGAGGAAGAAGCAGCUAAUUCAAGGAAGACGUCAAUUAUUUCGACGGAGGAGAAGUCCAAAGCCAAGAUCCGGAACCUAAGGAGGCAGGUAGAGAUGCUGAUCGCAAAGGGGGAGUUUGCAAGCUAUGUUCAGGGUCCGGCGCAAGAGCAUAACCGCCCGACUGAACAAAUCAAGCGGAACCAGAGGCCGAACCAACACAACUCCCAGCCCGUCCGAAUUAUAAAUGCAAUUCAUGGCCGGCCUGAACAAACGACGGAGUUGCUCAGGACGAGGUUACGCCAGGCCCAGCUGAAAAGAAGAAUUGGUAGUGUGCGCGCUUUACACCAGCAGAACACGUCCACGUCGAUAAAGUUUGAUAAAACGGACCUACUACGCGUUCAGAUUCCUCAUGAAGAUCCACUAGUCGUUAGUCUAACGAUUACAGAAUGCCUAGUUCGGAGAGUCCUGAUUGAUCCAGGAAGUAGUGCGAAUGUCAUGCCCAGGGUGACGUUCGACCGACUGGAGAUUGAACCCGAAAAACUCAAACCCACAGGGAAUCCGUUGCUCGGAUUUGAUGGGAAGCAAGUGGAACUCAUUGGAAUAGUGGAAUUGACAGUACAAGCCGCUGAGCGGGUUUUGACUGAAAGUUUCGUGGUAGUGGAAAUUUAUCCAUCAUACAACCUCUUGAUGGGCAGAGGAUGGAUUCACAGAAUUCAGGGCAUUCCGUCAACCUUACAUCAAGUGAUGCGAUGUUUGGGUCCGGAUGGGACCAAAGUGAUAGAUAUACACGGGGACCAGGUUGCGGCUAAAGAAUAUGUAUUCGCAUGGAGCCAUUCAGAUAUGCCAGGGGUAAAUCCUGCUGUAUCCUUCCAUUCCCUCAAUGUGGAUCUGAACGCAAAGCCAGUGAAGCAGAAGCAGAGAAGAUUUGCUCCAGAACAAAACCAGAUUAUAGCUGAGGAGGUUGAUCGGCUGCUUGAAGCCAGAUUCAUCAGAGAAGUUUAG